GUGUGUGCGUGUGUGUGUGUGUGUGUGUGUGUGUGCGGGUGCGUGUGGGCGUGUGCAGGUGUGAGUACUGGCCGUGGAGCUCAGACGGCAGACGGUCCGCCAGGAGAACAGCAGAUCAGAGCUCUGUGAGGGGGCUCUGACUGCUAACCAUGGAGCCACAGCACUGAGGGGCCGCCCUCAGAUAAAACAUAAAAGCCAAACAAUAUUGGAUAAAUUAACAAGAAAAGAAAAAAAACUUUAAAAAAGGAAAAAAGACAGAACAAUGGUUGCAGAAGAAGUGAUCAUCACCCUGUCCGGUGGGGCACCGUGGGGCUUUCGUCUGCAGGGAGGCGUGGAGCAUCAGAAACCGCUCCAAGUGGCGAAGGUGCGUAAGCGUAGCAAGGCCUGCCGGGCUGGGCUGCGGGAGGCGGAUGAGCUGGUAUCUAUCAACGAACAACCAUGUGGAUCUCUUUCCCAUGCCCAGGCCAUGAACCUCAUCGACAGCUCCGCUGGAAUACUAAACAUCCUGGUCAGAAGGGCGCCUGCGGCUUUUCAAUCUGUUGUCCUUGUCACCCGUGCUCCGUCUCCACGGAUAGAUAAAGAAUACCGGGCGGCUCUAAAAGCCAUGUCACCAACCCAACCCCACCAUGCGCCUGUCCGCGAGGUCCACCGUAGUCGCUCCUCCUUGACCAGUGGAUUAACUUCCCCACCUGGCAGCGAAGCUUAUUACGGGGAGACAGAUAGCGACGCAGAUGUGGCUGGUUAUGAGAGGCAACGGCGACAGAAACGCAGAAGCCCCAGCAACUCCAACUCCGGGAAACCAUCAGGAAGGACAUCUCCUGAAGGAGGGGAGACGUCAGAGAUGAGUGGCUACGACAGUGCUCCGGAUGCCCAGGCUUUCCCUCGUUCACUGGAAGGACGUGGGGGAAAUGGAGAUGAAGGAGGCAACCUUCCCGGGGUCACAAGAAAAGAGGUUGUUUACAAACCGCCAGGUCCAGGAAUGUGGUCCUCCCAGACGUCCACUGAAACUUCCUCGAUCAUCUCCUCAGCAGAUGACCAGGGGCCACGGGACGGAGGACAGGAGGAAGACAGUGGUUUUCUAGAGCCGGCCAAUGUGCCGCUGGUGUCCCCCGAGAGGGCAAAGGAGGCUCUGAUGUUGGGUUCUCGCAGUCAGCUUGUGCCCAUGGUGGGUCCCUUGAAUAAACCCAUUGAUGAGGAACUUACGACAACCUACAUGGAAAAGGCUAAGCAAGCUAAACUGAAUCGAGGGGACACACUUCAGGACAAGCAAGUAAAGGAAGCCAAGAGCAAGUGUCGGACAAUUGCGUCUUUGCUGACAGAUGCUCCGAACCCUCACUCCAAAGGAGUGUUAAUGUUCAAGAAAAGAAGACAGCGCUCAAAAAAAUACACCUUGACAAGCUUUGGGAGUGUAGAUGAGGACAGGUUUCAGGACUCACAAGAGGAUGACGGGGUGUUUCCUGGCAGCGAAUCUGAGUUUGAUGAGGAGGGCUUCUCUGGAGCUCCAGACCCAACUUGGGAUAGCGACUAUCUGGAUAAGCUGGAAAAGAGGGCGACGGCAGGCACAGAAGGUCGUGAGGUUGGAACAGAAAACGCUUUGAAUCCUGGUUUGAGUGACACUGUAGGAAAGGGUGCACAGUUGUUUGAGCAGCAAAGAAAAAGAGUGGAUGAACUUGCAAAGAAAGGAGAGGCAGCACAUUCUCAUGCACCCGUUGACUCUCAAGUACAGGAGCACUGUCAGGUGCAUCCAUUGCAUCUUGAAAUUCCUGUGCAAGUGCAACCAACACAAGGACCUCAACAGUCACCAUCUGGUCCUAUACCUGCACAGGCAGUUCAGCCUCAAAUUGUUAAUUCCCCCCAUGCAGUACCUCAUGGGAACUUACCUAAUUCUACAGUGAGUGCAGUUAGCAUGGUGAUGGCACCUCCUCCUGUAGCAGCCAAGCCAGCCACAGCCUUAGUUACUGUUCUGAGCAGUUCUGCACCCCCUCCUGAAACCCCAUUGCCUGAACUGCCUGCAAGCAAUGUUCUAAACAGAACAGCACGUCCUUUUACCCCUGGCUUCAUCAGCAUUCGAGCCGCAACUGCUCCUGUAACGUUUCGACCAGCUGUCUCUAAGAAGACACAGCGACCUGCCUCAGCAGCUGUUGUGACCCCACCAUUUUCCACUGCUUCUGAAGUAGCCAAUAAUGCAACACCCGUUACAUCACAGCGACCCCCUGGUCCUCCACCAGUGGUUCCCCCGCCAUACUCCUUUCUUAAAGCUUCCCUACCUCUGACACCAGAAGCUCCUGUUACUAUUCCCACUCCUGCUCUUUCUGCCCCUUUUGAAACAAUGCAGUCAUCACCGGGGUUAAGUGGUGUUCAUCAUUCUCCAUUUUCUACUAUGACCCCAGUGUCUGUGCCUUCAGUACCUAGACCCCCACAAACAGCAUCAGUUCCUGUUUCUCCUUUGUCCAAAAUCAAUGACUCAGCUGAUCCAAUUGCCUCAGUUCCUCCACUCCAAGUGCCAGCGGCUCAGCCACCAGCUCCACAAGUUUUCAUACCAUCAGUUACUCAAGAAUCUGCAAUCACAAAGCCUGAAGCUGUUGUCGCAACCCCUGUCCCUGGUCCGACAGGUCGUACAGGAAUCUUACUUGAAGCAAGACGGCGUAGUGGCAAACCUAAACCUAUGUUUCAUGUGCCAGAAGUGGUAAAGAAAUCCCCAAAUCCUGACUUAUUAUCAUUGGUUCAGAACCUAGAUGAAAGGUCCACCAGAUACAAAUAUGGCCAAACAACUGCUGAUGAUGUUUAUGAAGAGGAGGAAAGUGGUGAGGCUGGCACAGGAAGGGCGCCACCCCCAGUUGCACCAAAACCUCGGGUCAUUCAUGAGACCCCACAGAUUCUUCAAGCUGGGGGCAAAGGGGCUCAAUUGUUUGCUAAAAGACAGAGCCGCAUGGGUAUGUAUGUAGUCGACACCCCACCUGAGACCUCUUAUCAGCCAGAUGUAGCCAUGCAAAAUACAUCUCAACAGUGUGACUUCUAUGUCAAUUCUUCCCAUCCCUCUCAUUGGAAAUACUCUCCAAACGUCCGUGCACCUCCACCUAUAGGAUACAACCCGCUAUUAGCCCCUUCUCUUCCCUCAGGCCCUCAGAAAGAUACAGGCAACCCAGACAACAAGGCAAGAGGAAGCUCCCAAAAGGAAGGCAUCAAGGCCGUGGAUUUCAUGAAGAGGCAGCCUUAUCAGCUCAACUCUGCCAUGUUCCAGUAUGGAGGCAGUGUCACCAAUCUGUCAGCCAUGCCUUCAUACCAGGCCCAGCAGAACAACUAUACAACAACAAUGGUGGGAAGCUCACUGACCUCACCUCGGCAAAUACCCCUCAAAACAGCCCGUGUCUAUGAAAUCAAGCGCUUCUCUACCCCAACACCUAUGUCAGCUCCAACUAUCACACCUAAAGUCAUUGCUCCUCGCUCAGCUACCACUCUUGGAGAACGUUUGACUCGUUCAGGCAUGACAUCCCCACCUCCUGUCGCCUUUUCUCCAGCUUCAGCUCCUCUCCAGUCAGUCUGUACUUCAAAACCAGUUUUUUCUUCCUCCCAACCGACACGGCUACCCAACCUGCCAAAGUUCUCUGCCACCCCUAUUCCAUGCCCCGUACCUCCUUCGGUCCCCACACCUUACACUCCAGCCUCGUUCUCCAGUGGGCUGCAGACAGCCAAGCAGUUUCAGAGUGCUCCAGAACUUAGCAUUCUUGCAUCUUUGCCCCCGCUGAAAAACAACCCCGUUCAGGCCCCCAAACCACAUUUUGUUGCCACUAGGGGCGGUGCGCAGCCCCAUGUCUGGAGACCAGGAGCAUUUUAAAAAGGCAACACACCUGUGGGGUUAGUAAUUAUCAACGUGAAACCUAUUAGUAUCAACUGUUAUAACUGCUUACAAAAAGGAAAGUUUUUGCUGGCUGCAUAAACAAAGAUAAGGGUUUUGAGGAUACUGAUUUUGGAAUUCUUUCAACAUUUUACAAUAUGUUGAAAUACCAAGGUAUUACAAAUUAAUUUCCUAUUUGGUAAAGAACAAAACAUUAGGCAAUGUUUAACCAAAAGAAAUUAUUUUAUUAUGAAGUUCAAAAAACGUCACAUUAACAAAUACCUAUGUUCAAAAUACUGAAUUUGACAUACGCCUUUGCUUUUGACAUAUAACUUGAUGCUAAUGGGGUAAAGUAGUACCCUGGACCUAGUUUUGAUUAGGCAUUUGCAGGUUUAUGCCUUUCGUUUAGAAAGAAUAUAAACCCUAAUGCUCACUUUAGCCUGGAAGGAAUGAUUUCUCAUUUGCACAGGUCACAUUAUGUGAGCACAGUUAGAGCAAUACUUGUCACCUGGCUAAUUUUAGAUGCCACUCAGGUACAACACACUCUCAUUUUGCAAUGUGGUUGUUUGCAGAUAUAUGUACAUUGUUAAAUUUUAUUAAACAAAUUCUAAAUAUAAAGGAUGUGUAUUUUACUUGAUUUCUGGUUUUAGAGGAAUUAAUGGAAAGUCGGCGCUGUUCAAUUUUGUGAAAGGGCUUAAGGAAUGAGAGCAGCUGUGAAGAGAUGGCGAGACAUGUAAUGGAGUCUUGGUUAGAUCGUUGUCCAUUUGCCUGAAAUGGACGUGGUCACAUCUUUUAAAAUUAAGUCUUCUGAUUCAUUAGAUGCAGAUUAAAAUCUCACAGACUGUAGAUGUGAACAGGAUGGCCAGGGAAGUAUGAUCAGGUAAAUUUGUGGUGGAGCUUAAAGAACUGAUGGACGGAAGACAGAGGCUUUAUUGGCAUCUUUUUUCCCACAAUAGUUGUGACAAAAAGCUGAAGUGUAAUGGAAAUGUACCUUGAAACAGAUGCUUUGAUGGAAGCAAGUAAGGCACAUCUACAAUUGUUUGUUCUUUUUUUUCUUUUCUUCUUUUUUUUACUAAUGUAAGACAUAAUUUCUAAUGAAUAUUUGCAUUUAUAAUACAACGGCUAAAGAUACUAAAAUUUUGCAUAUAGUUAUGUUGAGGUGUAAAAUAUGUUAUUCAAGCAGCUGGAUAGUUAGAUUAGGUGUGAAACUAUUUGUUAUUUUUGCUGAGUUAGAGUUUAUACUGAGUAAGAGAAGGCAAAUAUUUUGGAGAAAUAAAGUUAGACUUGAAAGAA
This is a messenger RNA of Gambusia affinis (western mosquitofish), 5128 nucleotides long. RefSeq names its product synaptopodin 2-like a (gene synpo2la). Gene Ontology annotation, cellular component: Z disc; nucleus; actin cytoskeleton. The coding region runs from base 263 to 3835 and encodes 1190 amino acids. Gene Ontology annotation, molecular function: actin binding. NCBI's taxonomy places the organism in Eukaryota, Metazoa, Chordata, Actinopteri, Cyprinodontiformes, Poeciliidae. The transcript is spliced from 4 exons. The record is from RefSeq and is a predicted model, not a curated record. Gene Ontology annotation, biological process: positive regulation of actin filament bundle assembly.